CACCCACUUUUUCCUUGACAAAUAAACUCUCGAGGUUUCUGGAGAAGCAAGACAAUUCAUUAAUUAAUAGAGAAGCAAGACAAUUCAUUAAUUAAUUAAUCAUGGGUUGGGUAUGGAAGGACGAUGAUGAAGACUCCUCGGGCGAGAUCUACGGUGGAAACAAUCCUAGAUCUGACGGCGUUGCAUGCUCAACCAGGAAGAUUGUAUCUUCUCAGUGCAGAACUGAAGAGGUUGAGCCCGGCAAAUUCAUUAAGAAAUGCGAGAAAACCGAACAAGUUCUUAAGGAUUGUCUUGGCAGGCCAUCUGAGGUAGUGCAUUCUAACAAGGAAUACACUGAAGAAGAUGUGACUGAACAGAUGACAAAAGGUUCUUCUUUCCCACGGCAGUCAUCAGAGCUUACACCGUUUGACUUCCCUGGACUGCGCAGUGAUAUAGAAUCAAUUGAACGCAACUUUUUUGGAAACAUGAACCGUUUCUUUGAGGCUGCUGAAGACAUGACGAAAGGGAUUUUCGGUAUGUUUGGGUCUCCUCAUCUUUAUGACGGGGACUCCAAAGCCACUUUUGGGUCUCCUAGUUUGUUUGAUGGGGAUUCUAAACCUUCUUCUAAAAGGAGUGUACCCAUUGAAGCUUCACCUCCAAAGAUCGUUGAGCCUGAAACUCGUGAUGGACAUGUCGAUCUUUCAGGAUUGGCCAGAGAUGUUUGAGCUCACAUGAUCCACUUAUAUUAGUGUCUUGAUGCUUAUUAGUAUGGUUUUGGAAUAAUUGUAGAUGCUAGUUAACUAAAUGAAUUGCAUUUAUUAGAUGUUUUAAUCUUUGUGGUUGAAAAAAAUAUCUUGCUAUAUUAAUUUUAAAUAGCAGUGAGCUGUGUUGAAUA
Molecule: messenger RNA, 874 nt
Organism: Erigeron canadensis
Lineage: Eukaryota; Viridiplantae; Streptophyta; Magnoliopsida; Asterales; Asteraceae
Product: fra a 1-associated protein
Exons: 2
Coding region: 102-704 (200 amino acids)
Source: RefSeq, a predicted model, not a curated record